CCUUGUUAAGGGGUUUUUUUUUUGGUCGUGUGACGUCACCAGCCAGCUGGGAAACAUGGCGGCCGAGAGCGAUGUCCAGUGUGAGAUUGAGGUUCUGGAGUCUAUCUAUCUGGAUGAGUUGACGGUCACACGGAACGAUGAUGGAGGAUGGAGAGUGAGUGUGAUCCUCCACCCCUCCACUGGAGAAGACUGUCUGGCGCAGUUUGUCCGGCUCACGCUCACGCUGGACCUGGAUUCAGAGUACCCGGCGUCUCCUCCCUGCAUCGCCAUCCACCAUCCCAGAGGUCUCUCAGACGACAAGCUGCUCAGUUUACAGCGCAGUCUACACUCGGAAGCUGAGGAGUGUGUGGGGACACCCGUGCUCUAUCAGCUCAUUGAGAAAGCCAAAGAGAUCCUGACCGAGAGCAACAUUCCUCACGGCAGCUGUGUGAUCUGUCUGUACGGCUUUAAGGAGGACGAGGUGUUCACCAAGACGAGCUGCUAUCAUUACUUCCACUCUCACUGUCUGGGCCGCUACAUCACACACUCGGAGGAGGAGCUGAAGGAGCGAGUGAGGGAGCUGGAGGAGGACAAGACCAGAGACGGAGGAGAGGACGAGGAGCUGUGUGUGGUGUGUCCCGUCUGCAGAGAGCCGCUGAUGUACGACGUGAACGCUCUGCUUUCAUCUCCGGUACCCAAAUUCCCUCAGCAGGAGGAUGAAGCAGUCACUGCAGAGUUUAAAAGAAAGUGGGCGGAGCUACAGAAGAUUCUGGAACGUCAGAGAGAAAAAGGAGGAGUCAUCGACCCCGAGGCCGAGUCUAAUCGCUUCCUCAUUCACAUUAACCAUGCCCCCACCGACUCCUCAGACCCCGCCUGUGUCCAUGCUCCAGAUACUGACUCCGCCCAACAGCUGUCUCCUCCUCCUCCACCUCCUCCUGAAUGCUCUAAUCAGAACCCUCAACCUCUUCGAGCGGAGAACAGGCCGUGCCCGUCCCAUCGCCGAGCUCCUCACGCUCCUCACGGCAGGAGACCACAGGUGGAGUUUAGAGGAGGCAGGAGAGACCGAGGAAAAGGAGGAGGUGGACGAGGAGGACAUGCGGUUUCUCCACCUGUGCUGGAGAACCUGGCCAAGCUCAGCAUGUCUGCAGCAGAAAGCAGCAGGAACAGCGGAGCGCCACAAGACACCAGCGAACACGGAGACGGACGUUUAGCCGAAGCGAAAGAGCAGCCGAGACAGGCUUUAGGAGACGAGAGUGUCGAAAUGAGCCGUGAGGAGAUGAAUGAGUCGAAACACGAGCAGCACGUCACGUCAGGCGGCGCUCAAACCGGAGCGAGGGAACGAGGAACGAGGCAGGAUCGAGACAGGGGAAGGAGACACGGACCACGUGGGCCACCGUACAGCCACUGGCACGAGAGAAACGCUCAGUGGGACAACGGUGGGAACGUUCACCAUCACCACCACAGAGGAACGAGAGGACACCGGGGGGGUCACUACAGAGGAAACGGGAAAAGCUGGCAUCAGAGAACCGAGAGCGAGCUCAGGAAGGAAGGAGUUUUCUGACAAUGGGAGGAGGGAGGAGCACACACACCGACCAGCUUCCCUCCCGGCUCUCUCACCUGUACCUGUAUCAUCAACGCUGCUGCGGUCAUAAAAUCCUCCACCUCCUCUGUAAUAAAAUCCUACACCUGCGCGGUAGUGACCCGUGUGUUUAUUUCUGCUCACCUCGCCUCGCCUUGCCUCGCCGCGCCGCAGAACACGCACACAAAGUCCUCAUUCCUCCGGGUUAUUACCCGGUUACGACUGCAUAUUCUGUUAAAUUAAUC
This is a messenger RNA of Ictalurus furcatus (blue catfish), 1803 nucleotides long. RefSeq names its product ring finger protein 25 (gene rnf25). Gene Ontology annotation, molecular function: ubiquitin protein ligase activity; protein binding. The record is from RefSeq and is a predicted model, not a curated record. Gene Ontology annotation, biological process: protein ubiquitination. The coding region runs from base 56 to 1540 and encodes 494 amino acids. The transcript is spliced from 10 exons. Gene Ontology annotation, cellular component: nucleus. NCBI's taxonomy places the organism in Eukaryota, Metazoa, Chordata, Actinopteri, Siluriformes, Ictaluridae.